GCUUGAAUUACCUCGUGCGCAGUAGGGUGAACAAACAGGAAGUUGACAGUCACAAAGGGCCAGUGCAUAAACGAUCUAGACAGAGCUUGGAAUUCAUUAUUUCACAAACAACUCCAGCAUGAGUACACCCAGAUACGAACGGUUUGAUAAGGUUGAUAAAACGCCAACAUUUCCAAUCGGUCAUCCACCACCAUAUGAACAGGCAUCUCUGCCGAUGCAGUCACAAGGAUUUUCAGCCACCACCAUCACAAACGUUGUUGUUCAACAACCACAGGCAACCGGCCCAGUGACAGAACAGAGUCGUGUGCCUCAAGACUACUUGGUAUGGUCUAUAUUGACCUGUUUUUUCUGCUGCUGUCCUAUUGGAUUAUGGGCAAUCAGCGCUUCUAUUAGAGCCCGAGCUAAGCUUGAAGAUGGAGACAUCGAAGAGGCUCGUUCCAGUUCACGAUGUGCGCUAGGAUUAAACGUCUUCGGCACUCUUGGCGGCAUCGCUUUUAUGAUUGUUUUCUCAAUCACUUAUAUGCAUGUUUACAAAUGACUGUCACAAGAAAAAGCAUUGACGAUGACAAAGGCAUACGCAUUCUUUUGUAUAUAGUGUAACAUAGCAAACAGCACGAAUGUAACUGUUUCUUAUACCGACGUUCUUGCUGCUUGAUUUUGGUUUUUGAUAUAUACAUAUAUUAAAAUUGUGUGUGGUUGGUAAUAAAAAAAUUGACGCUAAUUGACGUUAAUAACUAAGAAUGAGGUAUCAAAAUAAUCUACACACUGAAUACCAAAUCGACUUUCUGCUUGAGACUAUGUUGAAUAUGAUAAUAAUCUUUCCAAUUAACCUUGUUUUACAUAUUAACUUAUUGGGAAAAUGAUUACUGUAACCGCCCCAUCCUUACCAUGGCACUUUGGAAGAGGCGAGUAAACACUUCGGAAUUCCAAUAUGAUAUAUUACAAGCGCACUCCGUAUAACAAUAUCAAUUACUCUUCACACUUUGACCUGUUAAUGUCGUCAACCAACUGCGUUCAUGUGAAACUAUAUCCCAAUACUUAGCUUUUGUAUUGGUUCAAAAUCUUGCAUUUAAUAUAUUAAUGUUAUAUUAUUGAUAUAUAUAUAUGAAUUUCGAAUCAGCCAGGACAUUUAACAAUCGUAGGUACGAUAAACUGAUUAAUUAAUGGCGCAUUAACCACCGAUUUUUCCAUUUAUUUGAUUCCGUAUAUAAUACUACAUAUAAACGAAAUAUCCCCACAGACUACUCUCACAUUUAAAGAGACAACUGCAAUGAAGUCUGUGUGACAUAUCUGAUAAUAUGUUUUGCUGGUUUGCAAUAUCAUACGUUUGAUGUCCGAUUUUUUUAUCGUUUUAGGCUAUCAUAUGAGCGAGCAUUACAGAUGAUAAUGUUGGGUCUAUUUCAAGUGUUGUUUUGUUUCUUCCCUUGAAAAACGAAUCCAUUUUGUGCAGCCCUUCAUUAACAAUACUAUCACACCUGUCAUCUCAAAACAUCGGGAUCACGUGGUAUUGCAUGAUUACCAGGAAGUCUGUUCUGCAGGUAGCUCCAUACUUAUACACAAACUAUUUUUACAUCCAAAAGUGUAGGCUGAUUGUUUGAACAACAUUCAUUGCACCUGUUAUUCUUUGCAUAAUAUUAUACUUUAAAUGCAUCUAAUGUGACUGUAAGAUAAUGCAUUAACAUAUAAACAAAACUACAUUAACUGGGUAUCAAACAAGAGCUCUUGGUUUCAAAGGUUCAUAUUAACCUAUAAUUUCAUCGAAUCAGGAAAACUGGAUACUUACAUCUUUGAUAAGAUUCAUCAGUUUGGUACAAGGUUUAUUUUUAUACAAAAAGUAAAGACACGCAUUGUUACCUAUAUUAAUGGUGUACAGAUUAAACUUGUAUUUACUGAAUACUUACAUCUUUGAUAAGAUUCAUCGGAUGUUGGUAUAUACAAGGUUAUCCUUCAUACAGGUAAAACGUGUAUAUACUGCAUACUACCAUUUGGAGAAACCUGUAUUGAGAUAUUGAGAAAUCUAAUAAACGCAUUGCUUUUAACUUUA
Pecten maximus is the source of this 2044-nucleotide messenger RNA. Its product is annotated as trafficking regulator of GLUT4 1-like. Gene Ontology annotation, cellular component: membrane. NCBI's taxonomy places the organism in Eukaryota, Metazoa, Mollusca, Bivalvia, Pectinida, Pectinidae. The transcript has 5 exons. The record is from RefSeq and is a predicted model, not a curated record. The coding region runs from base 119 to 538 and encodes 139 amino acids.